Messenger RNA from Lutzomyia longipalpis, 2488 nucleotides. Its product is annotated as protein prune homolog 2. Lineage: Eukaryota; Metazoa; Arthropoda; Insecta; Diptera; Psychodidae. The transcript has 4 exons. Bases 939 to 2264 code for a protein of 441 amino acids. The record is from RefSeq and is a predicted model, not a curated record. Gene Ontology annotation, cellular component: cytoplasm.
AAAAAAAUCUUCAACGUCAAACUUCAAUGAAACAACGUCAAAUUUUAGUACAGAAACGUUAAACGCCAAAUAAGACUACAAAUUUUAGUACAGACACGUCAAACCUUUGAGACAGAACGUCAAUUUUUAGAUAGAAAGCACCAAACAUUAAAAACUUUCAAGCCUCACAAAAGAAAUGUCAAAUGUGAGUAAAAUAAUGUCAAUUUUUAGUACAGAAACAUCAAAUGAUAAAAAAAAAUUAAAGCUUUGAAAGAACUUGUCAAACUUCAGAGCGAGAACGUUAUAUUUUAACAAAUAAAUUUCAAACAAAACGUGAAACUUUUUCAAACGUUAGAAAAGAAACAUCAUCUUUAUAUUUAUUUUAUUUUAUUUUAGGUAUUAUUAUUUUUAUUUUUGAUUUUCCAUCUUUAAUUUUAAGAAUACUUCGUCUUAAAUUCAACAAGUUUUUUUUCAAUUAGUUUUCUACAAUUUAACUUAUAUUUAAAUUAAGACUGAAUUCUCAAGUCCGAAACAAUUUAAAUUGAAAAUGCAUCUUUUAGAGUUUUUUCACGUCUAUUGUUUGAGACAUUUUACCCCAGUCUCCUCUAAGUUUCUUUCAAUCAAACUCACUCCGUCUUUUUUAACAUUUUCCGUUCUAAAAAAAAAUCAUUUGAAUAUAUUUUUCAUUGAGGAAAAUUGUGGAAAAUUAAUUUAUUUGUAGCGCCUGCGCACCUGUGUGUAUGGAGUGUCAGGAUAUACGUAGUGAUUGCCUCCCUGCUUGGGCACUUUGGGGUACUUUUGGGUGGAUUUCCCUUCGCAAUUUUCGUAUGCUUUUCACCCCAAAUCCGUGGAGGGGUAAAAUACGAGUUUACUGUCUUUAGUGGAAAAGAAAAUUCUUCCUCAUGAUUUUCUCAUUGUUUCUGUAAAAUAUUUCACAAAUAAAUAGAAAAUUUAAAUCUAUGAGUCAAAAUCUCGAGAGUCCAGGAUUCGCAGAUGCGAAAAUGGACAUUUCGUCGGAAGCAACGUCCCAAUCUCAGGAAUCCCCAGGUGUCAUAUCGCCCGAUGAUGAUGGGGAACCCUUCCAGCAGCGUGAUCUCACAACACUCUCCAAUGAGGAGACAGAUGAUGCACAGAGGUACAGUUGCGGGGUACCUAAAUCACGGAGCUACACACGAAGUGGCCUAACGCUGACCAGCAGCCAUCCGCUACAGCAGUCCCCCACGGUGACUGAUAGUGAUUCGGAGAAUGGACACCACAGAGCCACGAAACGUUUUGUCUUUCCGGACGUUGUGCCCGAGAAUGAGGCGACGCAUCGCAAGACACAACCCGCCACGACAACAACAACGCGUGCAACCAUUAGUAGUUUGGACAUUGUGGACAAUCCCCAUGGACGACGAAAGGUGAUGCGUGAUCUCAGCCCCGAGCGGAUGGGUGGUAGUAGUGGUUCGGAGCAGGAUUUGUCGCAGUACCAGGCAUCGGUGACGCCCUCAUUUCAAGCUGUAGCCCUUGUUGCACGUCCCAUCGCCACGUCGUCCAGUCAGCAACAACGAAAACACACAAAGGUGCUGCCGCAGGAUCAACUGUCGGAUGUCUCCUCCGUGGAAUCCCUGUCAAAUCGCAGCUUUGACGAUGACUUCGACCCAGAUGUCAUCUCCGGGAGCCCCGUGAGCUCCUUGUUUGACAAUAACCUCCAUGAGGAUGCCACGAGGGAGGAUUGUGCUGAACAAUCCACCACCGAUUCGGCACGUCCAAAGCACAAAAUUGUCCUACCAGACGGACGAAUGCGGGAGAUUGAUAUGAAAGUCAUUGAACCGUACAAGAGGGUCCUCUCGCACGGUGGAUACCUCAAGACUGCUGGACACAAUGCAAUAAUCAUCUUCAGUGCGUGCUACCUGCCCGACAGAUCCCGCAUGGACUAUCACUAUGUCAUGGAUAAUUUAUUUCUGUAUGUUGUGCAAACGCUAGAGCAGCUAGUAACUGAUGACUACGUCAUGAUCUACCUCCAUGGUGGAUGUUGUAAAAAUAAUGUUCCUCCAUUUCAUUGGCUGAGAAAAUGCUACCAAUUGCUGGAUCGUCGGCUCCGUAAAAGCCUUAAAACUCUCUACAUGGUCCAUCCAACGUUCUGGCUUAAAUCCCUCGUCAUCAUGUCACGUCCAUUCAUCAGCUCAAAGUUUUGGCGAAAAUUUAUCUAUGUGAAAAAUCUCGAGGAUUUGUACGAAAUGGUACCCGUUGAGAAGGCAGCAAUCCCCGAAAAGGUCAAACAGUUCAACUCGAGAGCUACGUAAAAUGCUGGGAAGGAGAAAACUCUAAAAUGAAUAACUUCUUGUACGAUUUGAUGCAUCCCAUCGUCAAGGAACUUUUUUCUUUUUGUAUAAAGAAAUGUUAAUUUGGUCACAGAAAAGAAAAAAAAUCUAGGGUAACACACGUAUUAUGUCCUUAAGUUGAAAAUGUUUAUUUUUUGUUUGGAAAGAAGCAAUAUAAUAGUGUGCUUAAAUAGUAUAAAAAGAAA